Bactrocera oleae (olive fruit fly) is the source of this 732-nucleotide messenger RNA. The record is from RefSeq and is a predicted model, not a curated record. Lineage: Eukaryota; Metazoa; Arthropoda; Insecta; Diptera; Tephritidae.
CUCAGCGAGACAAAUUUCGAAACUUUGUGCCUCUACUUUCCUUUACCAAUCAGUCAACUUGAGAUCCCCGCAAUAAGCGUACUUAAAGCAGUUCUCAGCUGCUUGCCUAACUGUGUGCUAUUGUGAAAUCAUUUGCAGAGGGUCCUACUAAAUUUAGAAAAUAUGAUGUUACCGAGGCCUACAUGUUUAUGUUUGACGAUUAGCGCUCUACUUCUUGCCGGUUAUAUGUCAACAGUUAGUGGAAACUCACUUGAAGAUCUAACAACACAACCGCCGAAUACGUUGAACGAUGAGAUAAAUCAAUCACAUACCGCUGUAGCACAAAAUGAAAUACUUCUUAAGUCAAAAGAUGGAAAGAUUUCUGCUAAUAUUAUUUCCAAUACUAGAGUUGUGAUAAAUGGGACGGAUGAUUUAACUGUCAUAAAUGCGGCUAAUGUAGACACGAUGCCAACUGACACGAAACCAACUCCCACUUUCACAGCAGCUAAUUACGCCAGUAAUGGUGAUUCUUCAGAAACGAGCUAUUCUAGCGUUAGUGAUUCUUCAGAAUUGAGUUAUUCUAGCGUUAGUGAUUCUUCAGAAUUGAGUUAUUCUAGCGUUAGUGAUUCUUCAGAUUCUUCUUCAAGUUACUGAGAAAUUGCAAAGAAAUAUACUAACAAACAUAGUUCGCGAGAGCUGCGAGACGAUACCGCGUGCAAACAACUGUUGUAAAUAAAUAAAUUUAGCAGAAAC